Messenger RNA from Leptopilina heterotoma, 1548 nucleotides. RefSeq lists its product as uncharacterized. Bases 1 to 1548 code for a protein of 515 amino acids. The record is from RefSeq and is a predicted model, not a curated record. The transcript has a single exon. Lineage: Eukaryota; Metazoa; Arthropoda; Insecta; Hymenoptera; Figitidae.
AUGGAAGACAAUAAUUAUGAUCGAGAUUCUGAUUAUUUUGAUGAUGAUGUUAAUUAUGAAGAUCAAUACAACUACCAGAAUGCAAGCAACCAAUUUAACAUGUAUGAACUACAUUCACUGAAUUAUUAUCCUGAACCAAAUGACCAACAAUGGCAAAUACAGAACCAUCAACAAAGUGAACAAUUUGAUGAAAGGACAUAUGACCGUAAUGAAUUUAAUAACCAAAAUAGGAACACGCAUUUUGAAGAACAUUGGAAAAAUUUGGACAUGACAUCACAAGGCUAUGAAAGAAACAAUUUUAACGACAGGGAUCGGUACUUUCAAGAUUAUAACACUAAUUACAGAAAGUACACACAUGCAAACGAUGAACAGAACUUUCAUCUCAGUGAAAGAGAUAGAAGAUACAACGAACAACAGGAAAUUUACAGAAGAUUAUGCAAUCGACAGCUACCAUCUUUCAACAAUGAUUGUUAUAGAAGAGAUUAUUUUAUAAACAAACGCAAAUUUAAUAGAGAACGUGUUGAUGAUUUUAUAAUACCACCCGUUAUAUUCAGCGAUUCGCAACCAAACAGGAACCUUGAAAAGGAUAAAGAACAAUGGGAUCAUAACAUCUCACCUUCUAUAAGUGAACUACGACUUGCAACAGAAGAAUCCACCGACAAAAUUACCACUCACAGUAUAAAAAAGACAGUGGAAGAAGAACAAAUAGCGGUGUAUACGAAUCCUAUUAUAAAUAAUUCCGAUGACGAAGAAGAUAUUAACAUCAUUGAAGAACUUUCUGAGAAAGAAAUAACAAUUGUUUGGGACAAUGAAAUGUUUGAAGACGAUGGAAAAAUGGAGGAGGACACUUUACAAAAUCUUGGUUCGGAAAAUAGCAACUUUACAAUAGAUUUAAAGGAAGAAGACGAAUUAGAAAACUAUACUUGUGCUAUUAACGACAUUUUAAAAGAAGACAAUGAUAUUUCAAAAUCUAAAAUUAACCGUGGACUAAAUGAGAUAAAAUCAGAUCAGGAAAGUAACGAAAAAACUAUUAAGAAAAGUAAAAAACUUUUAGAUAAUACACAGACUAAUAAUGAGGAUAUCGCAAUCGUGGAGAAUUCAUAUUCACUAAUAGAACGUAUGAAUUCGGACAGCCCAAUGACAGAACUAAGAAAAGGAAAACCCCCUGGAAAGAUCAAAUUUAUAUCUCCGGAACAAUUAAGUAUGGAAAAUAAAGAAGAAAAAAAAGACGAAUGGAAUAAUCAAGUAUCAAAUGCGGACGUAAUCAUUUCGACAAAUACUUACGCUGAAGUUAAAGAAUUCGUCACAAAUACGAUUUUUUCAUUUAAAAGCCUAAAUCAAGAAAUUUCAGAAAUGGUGAAAUAUUAUAUCUCAAUACACAAGAAAUUAUUAGGAACACAUCAAAAAUACUUUUGGAUUAAAUUUUUACUUGACACAAAUUGGAAAAAGGAAGCAGUUUGCAGAUUCCAAGAAAAUGAGUUACUACAAUGUACAAUACCUAAAAUAGUAGGAACAAAAGUUCUUUUCAAUAGGUUGGGUAUUGUUUAA